Acanthochromis polyacanthus (spiny chromis) is the source of this 1613-nucleotide messenger RNA. RefSeq names its product RWD domain containing 4 (gene rwdd4). The record is from RefSeq and is a predicted model, not a curated record. Lineage: Eukaryota; Metazoa; Chordata; Actinopteri; Pomacentridae. Gene Ontology annotation, molecular function: protein binding.
CUCUCAACUACGCAUGCGCACAAUAUCAUGGUGGCGUUUGCUGACUGGCAUCUGGGGAAGUUGUGAAAUUAUUAACUUAGUAAAGUUUUAAUGAAAGAGAUGGGUCGUUAAGAAGGGAAAUUUAAACAGUGUGAAACUCCGUACAGAGAGUUUAUAAUACAGAAACAGAAGAAAGAGCAUGACAGCUAACGAGGAUCAAGAGAUGGAGCUGGAAGCUCUUCGCUCCAUCUAUGAGGGAGAUGAAUGUUUCAAGGAAAUCAGUCCAGUUUCCUUUCAAUUUAGGAUAGGAGACCUUGAGGACACCAAAGCGUUCAUCCUGGACAUCACAUGGCCAGAGUCAUACCCUGAUACAGCACCACAGAUCUCCCUUGAUGUUUUCAACAACAGGAUCUCUGCAGAAACAAAGCAGCUGAUCCUAUCAAAGCUAGAAGAGCAGGUGGAAAUUAACCUGGGCACUGCGAUGAUGUACACUUUGUUUGAGUGGGCAAAGGAGAACCAGGAGACUCUCAUGGAAAACCACAAACCUGUAGUGACUGCUGUGACGUUGACAACGAGCAGUGAGGUGAUUACUCCCACGUCAACGGCAAAGAAGAAGGAGAAGAAGGAGCAGCUGACUAAAGCCCAGAAGAGGAGGAUCAUUAACAGAACAGAUAACAAGGGAGAACUACCAAGAGGAUGGAACUGGGUCGAUGUAUCAAGGUAGGUUCAUUUCAGCUUUUCUCCAUAAGAUGGUGCACUUGAUCACCUUUUAAGACUAAGCCUGCAGCGUUUUUAACUUUAUAUAUGUUCUUUUGUCUUUCUCCCUUUGUCAUUGCUGCUUGAUCAAACACUAGCACGUAAGUGAAUAAACAACUACACCAACAAAACUUCUCACAAAUUUGUAGCACACUCCCAUGUAUGACUGUUUCUAAUGUGACUUGGUUGCAGCUGAGUAAAACGGGAGGAAAAGAUGACGACUAGGCCUGAGAGCAGCGAUCUGCUUCAUGCAAAAACUGUAGAGAAGUCUGAUCUCCCUGCAGCCCGUCGAUGCUGCUGCUCCAGUCUAGAUGCCUUUACAUUCAACGUCAGCUUCAUGUUACACUCAACAUGGCUGCUUCCACCGUGAGAACCAAAGCAGACUGGGUAAAGGUGAACACACACUCCCAGCAAAACAUCGAUUUUCAGCUGGGAAUUAUUAGGAGCCUUUGCUGUGUUUUAUUGUUUGUGGUGUUUGUGCACUGCAGCCAGCUGAAAGGGAGCACAUGAUCAAGUUUUUGUUUAUUUAGUAGCCCUUAUAUCCUGCUCUGUAAUCUAACAGGGUGGAGUGUGCUAGAGACAGAUUUACCUGCUGCCACUGCCAUGUUUUCAAUCUGUGAGGUUAAGCCCAGCUGCCAGGCGCUGAAGUAAACAGUGCUAGGUUGUGCUUCAAAAUGGAAGUGUUUGAUGUGUCAAGUAGCGUUCUGCUGUUACUUUAAGAUACCAUGUGACUUUGUGAAAGCAAAUUUUAAACAACAUCCAAAAUGUUUCUCCUUUCAUCAUUUCCUAUUUUGAUAAAUGUUCCUUUUCCCCUAUGAAUUCAAAUUUUUUAUACAUAAAUAAAAUAAACUUGGCCCAGUGCCUGUCUAAAAAUGUCA